Molecule: messenger RNA, 507 nt
Organism: Sceloporus undulatus (fence lizard)
Lineage: Eukaryota; Metazoa; Chordata; Lepidosauria; Squamata; Phrynosomatidae
Gene: PCP4
Product: Purkinje cell protein 4
Exons: 3
Coding region: 91-279 (62 amino acids)
Cellular component (GO): cytoplasm
Molecular function (GO): calmodulin binding; calcium ion binding
Source: RefSeq, a predicted model, not a curated record
AAGAGAAAAGCUAGAAACACUGCAAAGAACUGGGUACGGUAGCCUUGAACUGAGGAAGUGGCGAUCUGUGCACUGUCAUUCCAAACAAUCAUGAGUGAGAGACAAAGUACUGGAGCAACAAAUGGAAAAGAUAAGACUUCUGGUGAGAAUGAUGGGCAAAAGAAAGUUCAAGAAGACUUUGAUAUAGACAUGGAUGCACCAGAAACAGAGAAAGCUGCAGUGGCGAUACAGUCUCAGUUCAGAAAAUUCCAGAAGAAAAAGUCUGGGACCCAAUCUUAGCCUCUACCUCACAGUUUCCAUCAUCACUGCUCUCUUGUCUGCCAGGAACGGAAGAAAUUUAAAAAUAUAUAUAAAUGCAUGUACAGAAAUUAUCACUAUUUAAAAUUCCAUUGGCAGGUAUUAAAACAAUUAUGCUUGUUGUGUGGCUUGAUCUCUGUGUUUCUCUCCAGUUUCAUUUCUUCUGUAAUUCACCAUUCCUUGAUGUUCAAAUAAAAAUUUAGGACAAAG